AUGUCUCUGAUGGCGGCGCUCCUGACGUUGGUUCACCCAGCACGCUGCAUCCUGAGCAUCCUCAUCCCAUCGCUAGGCACCCAACAGGGACGCAAGAUCCUGGUCUCCACGGUGAUGACCCUGACCAUCGCCACCUGUGUUCCCAACAUGGUGCGGAACGUCAACUGGACGGCGUUCCUGAUCAGAUGCUCGUCUCACAGCCUAAUGGAGGGCGUGUUGAACUCCAGCCGAAUGAUGGACCACGUUCUGAGUGACAUGAACGAGUGGGCGGCAGAAAUGCCCCUCAGCAGCGGAAAAAAACGCCUCGUCCUGAAACAGGAAAUCAACCUCCUCGACAUCUGGCGUGAGAUAUCCAACAUGACCCACAGCAUGAAGGCCGAGCUACAGUCCCUGCAUGACUCUCUGGACGGCGCCUCCUCUGUGCUGCAGAAGCUGACCGGCGCCGCCCUGGUGGCGAUGGUUCUCGGCAGCUCCUCCAUGUACCUCGUUGGCUACCUCACGGACCUGAAGUACGACAACGUGUACAUGUCCCGGCGCCUCACAACCUCGUUGGCGGGGAGUGGCGAUGCCACGCUGCCCGUAAAGUACCAACACAGGCUGGUGAAGACGUCCGGGGUGAAGAUGAUGCGCGCCGAGGUGCAGAGGUGUGUGUGGGGCGUGGCAGUUCUCGGAUUCUACGCCAUACUCUGUUUCUCGUUGAUUGGCCUGGAUCACUUCAUCUACAGAGCCCUGGAGAUGCUCCUCACCUGGACCAAUGACAUGCCAGGAAUCACAUACCACAUCACUGUAUACUUGGAGAUUGGUGGCAAAGCGAUUGGCUUCAUCCCUUUCACCAUGAAAGAAUUUAAUAGGGGGUACAGCCACGGACUGCCCCUGCUUCCUGCCCACUGCGUGACGCCUCUCUCUCCCCCUGCUUCCGCCAUCAUCUCCUCCGUCUGCAUCCUCCUCUUCGUGGCCCUCGUCCUCGUCUUGGGCCAGGUGUUCGCUCAGCGGCUGCGCAGAAAGAUCUGCGCCUCUUUCUAUGGCCGCCGUGAGGACGAGCGAACGCGCUUUCUCCUGCAGAAGAUUCUAGAUGAGAGGGAGAGAGAACAGGAGAAGGAUGACUUUGGUGAAGAUUGA
Molecule: messenger RNA, 1119 nt
Organism: Sardina pilchardus (European sardine)
Lineage: Eukaryota; Metazoa; Chordata; Actinopteri; Clupeiformes; Clupeidae
Product: osteoclast stimulatory transmembrane protein-like
Exons: 2
Coding region: 1-1119 (372 amino acids)
Cellular component (GO): membrane
Source: RefSeq, a predicted model, not a curated record